Messenger RNA from Prunus armeniaca (apricot), 708 nucleotides. Lineage: Eukaryota; Viridiplantae; Streptophyta; Magnoliopsida; Rosales; Rosaceae. The record is from the annotation of a GenBank genome assembly.
AUGAUGAAGGUUUUGCGCCUCUUGUCCUCCUCCAGGAACCAGUUCCCCACUAGAGGUGCUUUAUCAAUGCAUGCUUAUACACAUAGCACCAGCUUUUCAACUGCCAGUAAGAGUUUUUCUGUUAAAGGAACUAGUGCUCAUAAUGUAUUUGCUUCUUUUGAUAUCUUCAAAGGAAAAGCUGCACUCUCUUUGAAUCCUGUUCUCCCAACAUUCACCAAAUUGGAAUCUGGAAAUCUUGUAGUUAGUCGGCGUGGUGUUGUCAUGUUGAAGUUCACUCCUGCCAUUGGCGAGCGCAGGUAUGACUGGGAAAAGAAGCAGGUAUUUGCUUUAUCAGCAACGGAGGUUGGCUCUCUGAUAAGCUUGGGUCCCAAGGAUUCUUGUGAAUUCUUUCAUGAUCCCUCAAUGAAAUCAAGUAAUGCUGGUCAAGUAAGGAAGAGCUUGUCAAUUAAGUGUCAUGCAGAUGGCAGUGGCUACUUGGUUUCUUUGACUGUUGUGAACAACCUCCUCAAAACCAAAGAGAAUUUCGUAGUUCCUGUCACAGCUGCUGAAUUUGCGGUUAUGAAGACUGCUUGCAGUUUUGCGCUGCCCCACAUCAUGGGUUGGGAUAGGUUGAUGAGCAAUAUGCCGAGUGGUGGAGGGCAACAAUCAAAUGUAGGAGGGCAACAAUCAAAAGUGGUUCCACAACUUUUGGAUGAGUGGGAUAGAUGA